UCUACUCGAAUUAUUUCAUUUCUGUUCUUCGGGACGAAAGUCGUGGCAAAAGUGCGGUCUAGAUAAGCAGCGCGCUGGGUUUCGAGACGCAGCCUGUCCGUGCUGCUCAUCAGAUCUGGAGGAACUGCUCCUUUAAACCCAUUUCUACAGCUUCAUGUCCAGCUGACUCGAGCGGGUCGCACUGCAUCGCUCCUGUGUGGAGUGUGUCCGGGAUUCUGGAGAGAAGUUUGAGCGCUUUCGGUUUUUAAAGGAGCUAAUGCUAGCCUGCUAGCUCUUUAAUCCGUGUUUACAAACCUGAUCAAGUCAACAUGAAGAUUACUGUGGAUUUCGAGGAAUGUCUCAAGGAUUCUCCCAGAUUCAGGGCGACGAUCGAGGAGGUGGAGGGAGACGUCUGUGAGCUCGAGUCCAAACUAGACAAGCUGGUGAAACUGUGCAUCGGGAUGAUUGAUGCUGGAAAGGCGUACAACACGGCCAACAGACAGUUUGUGAAUGGGAUUCAGGAGUUGGCACAGCAGUCUGCCAAAGAUGAUGUCAUCGAGUCUAGCCUGACCACGUUUGCAGAGAAUCUUCAAGAGAUGAUCAACUAUCACACAAUUUUAUUUGACCAAGCACAACGAUCAAUCAAAUCACAGCUCCAGUCAUUCAUUCGAGAGGACCUUCGGAAAUUUAAAGAAGCAAAGAAACAAUUUGACAAAGUGAGCGAGGAGAAAGAAGCAGCCCUGUCCAAAAAUGCCCAGGUGCCUCGAAACAAACAGCACGAGGUGGAGGAGGCCACCAACAUCCUCAUCGCCACGCGCAAGUGUUUCCGGCACAUCGUCCUGGACUACGUGCUGCAGAUUAAUGUGCUGCAGUCCAAGAGACGAUCAGAAAUCCUCAAAUCGAUGCUGUCUUUCAUGUACGCCCACCUGACCUUCUUCCAUCAAGGUUAUGAUCUGUUCAGUGAACUACAACCCCUCAUGAAACAGCUGACCGGACAGCUGGAUCAGCUGGUGAUGGACUCCACAAAAGAAAGGAAGGAUAUGGAGAUGAAACACUCGACUAUUCAACAGAAGUUGCUAACCUGCUCUCUCUUCUUUUCUGACUGCUCAUAUGAGGCCGUGCUGCAGGACUUCUCAAAUGACGACCCCAAGCUGGAGUACAAUGUGGACGCAGAGAAUGGGAUCGUCAUGGAGGGGUAUCUGUUCAAGAGGGCCAGCAACGCCUUCAAAACCUGGAACAGGCGAUGGUUCUCAAUUCAGAACAAUCAGCUAGUGUACCAAAAGAAAUUUAAGGAUAACCCUACAGUCGUGGUGGAAGACCUGCGCUUGUGCACCGUCAAGCACUGCGAGGACAUCGAGCGCAGAUUCUGCUUCGAAGUGGUUUCUCCAACAAAGAGCUGUAUGAUGCAAGCAGACUCUGAAAAACUCAGGCAGGCCUGGAUCAAAGCCGUCCAAAACAGCAUCGCCACAGCCUUCAGGGACAAAGCAGAGGACGCCGAGAUGGACAGAAAGUCGUCUGCAUCUACAGGCAGCCUGGAGUCGGGCGGCGAUGUGAAGGAGAAGAGUCUGAAGGGCGAGAGCGCGCUGCAGAGGGUCAUGGCCAUCGGCGGGAACAGCAUCUGCUGCGACUGCGGUCAGCCGGAGCCAUGCUGGGCCAGCAUCAACCUGGGCAUCACGCUCUGCAUCCAGUGCUCGGGGAUACACAGGAGUCUCGGCGUUCAUUUCUCGAAGGUCAGGUCUCUGACGCUGGACACGUGGGAGCCUGAACUGCUCAAGCUGAUGUGUGAGCUGGGAAAUGGUGUCAUAAAUCAGAUCUACGAGGCUCGACGAGAAGAAUUAGGAGCGAAGAAACCACAACCAGGAGAUCCCAGGCACGAGGUGGAGGCCUACAUCAAAGCCAAGUACGUGGAGCGCAGGUUUGUCCGGAGACUCUCUGAAGACGAGAUCAGACAGAAGGUUUUAGCACUGAGUAAACCAGAUAAAGCUCUCAGCGGCAGUUCGGAUGCUCGGGCUUCGGGAGGAGCUUCAGCGUCGAAACCCCGUCCGCCGUCUGCGUCCUCAGCGAACCACGAGUCUCUCUUCUGUGUAGACGAGCUCGAUUCUCUCUUCUCCUACUUUAACACCUCCGCCAAGCCCUGCUGUCUGAAAAGCUCAGACGGUGACGUGCUGAACCUCACGGAUGGCAGCAGAGAGACGCUGAGUUCAAGCUCUUCCUCCAGCAACACAGAAGCCCCAGAGGUGCAGGUGGGCGAGCCUCACGAGGAGAGUUCAGCUGAAGAUCUGCUGGUUUUCUGCGAGCCGAAGCAGCUGACGCCGGGCCUGCAGCUGUACUGGGCGUCGUUCUCCCGCAGUCUGCCGGACAUGACCCAGGCUCUCGCCCACGGAGCAGGAGUCAACUGGACCAACACAGACCACGAGAACAGGACGCCGCUCAUCAUGGCUGUUCAUGGGGGGUCUCUGGUCACCUGUGAAUUCCUGCUCCAGAAUUCAGCCAGCGUCAACCAGCAGGACAGUCUGGGCAGAGGACCGUUACAUCACGCCACUAUCCUGGGUCACACCGGGCAAGUGUGUUUAUUUCUAAAACGGGGAGCCAAUCAGAAUGCAGCAGAUGUAGAGAAUCAAACGCCGCUUUCAAUCGCGGUCGAGGCAGCAAACGCUGAUAUCGUCACGCUGCUUCGGCUGGCCAAGAUGAACGAGGAGAUGCGUGAAUCAGAAGGUCUGUAUAGUCAGUCAGGUCAAUAUAACUCUAACAGCCCGACUGAAGUGCAGUAUCGGAAAUGUAUGGAGGAGUUCAUUAACUUACAGCUCAGAGACUCCUGAUAUAUGCAGAAAUCACCUCAGCCUGUAGCAAACGCUCAAAACCAGCGAAUGUACACCGAUGUCACGUGAAGCUGAGCUUCACUUGGCCCCAGGAUGGGAUCAUCUAGCUUAGUAUUUGAACGUAAAGUGAACAAUAACAGGACAUUACCGCUAAAACAUGUGCAAUAACUAGUGUUGUGAAAGAGUGACGUGAAAACAUGCACCUUAUAGACACUGUGUAUGUGUGUCUAAAAACUGUCAGUCUGUAAGAGAAGUGUAAUCAAAACUCGGCCUGAUCGGUAUAUUCACCAUAACUCAGGCACAUUCCUGAUAUUUAUCACAAUAUUAUACUUGAGGAAGUCAAAUCAGUAUGUAUAAAUAUUACAUUUGUGAAGACACAUGAUAUAAUUCAGUGUUAGUUCUGGAUUAGACAGCACUGUAUUUAACCACAGAUAAUAUAUCAAUAAUUAUCAAUGCAUGUUUUAACGAUAAAAGUAAUAUAUAUAUAUAU
Cyprinus carpio (common carp) is the source of this 3288-nucleotide messenger RNA. RefSeq names its product arf-GAP with coiled-coil, ANK repeat and PH domain-containing protein 2-like. Lineage: Eukaryota; Metazoa; Chordata; Actinopteri; Cypriniformes; Cyprinidae. Gene Ontology annotation, molecular function: protein binding; GTPase activator activity. Gene Ontology annotation, cellular component: cytoplasm. The record is from RefSeq and is a predicted model, not a curated record.